AUGUCUUCUGCAGGAACGAAGGUCACCACUGACCCCGCCUCCAAAAAUGCCAUCAACGAAGCCGUAGGCACCGUUGCCUCUGACUCCCUUGCGGCCGAGUCAGCCAAGUCAGGCGGUUCAUUCGGCGAAGGCAACCCCAAAGCCGGCGUCUCGUCCCAGCCCGGCAGCAACUCCACGCUGGCAAACACCGACACCUCCGGCGCCAGAACCAUACCACCCGCGCCCAACGCCGGGGCACGUGAAGCACAAGAGGGCGGAGACGCGACCGACUUGCUCGACACCGGCAGAGGCCAGGGCAAGGCCGCGGGCAAAGGCCCAACCUACAAUACGCCAGCUGACGAGGCCGCUGCUGCCAAACGCUCGGGCGAGACGGGCGGGAAGCCGUACAACACCACGACGGGCAGCGGCGCCAAUGCCGGUACGGCACCUACCGCCAUCUCUGUGGACCAGAGUGUCAAGGAUAAGUCGGGCCCGCAUGGCAAGAACAUCACGGAGGGCGGCUUCGAUCCUAAUCUUCCGAACGCGAGCUUCAAUAAUGAGAUUGGCACGGAGAAUGACCCAGGAAGGCUGGCGGAGGUGAAGCUGGCGCAGCAAGCUGCGCAGGCGGGUGGGGAUGCUGGCGGUGGGCCGAGACAGACGAAGAUUAGCAAUGAUGGGCAGUAUGAUGUUCUCGAGGAGACGUCAGCGUGA
Molecule: messenger RNA, 690 nt
Organism: Coniosporium apollinis CBS 100218
Lineage: Eukaryota; Fungi; Ascomycota; Dothideomycetes
Exons: 2
Coding region: 1-690 (229 amino acids)
Source: RefSeq, a predicted model, not a curated record